CUCUAUUUUUGUCAUUGCCGCGAAACCUUAGAAAGCCGGUGAAGCUGAUGAUCAAAGAUCCGCAUCUCAAAGCUCCCUCUUCCUGCCUCACACCUCAAAGCUCAACCUCAAAAACGACAAGAACGAGGAGACGACUGUGUCAUGAUGAAUGACGAAGAAGACAACAACGACCAUGCUGAUCCUCCCACAUUGGACAAUCUCCUACAAUCAUGCGACUCGAUACGACGUCACUGCCAUGCCACUUCCAGUAGUACAUGUACGACAAUGACAGCAGCUGACUAUGCUCACAGCAUUCUAGACGAAGAAGCCGUGGCCAAAGAUCUCGAGCGACAGAUUCGAGAUUGUCGAGCUGCCAUUGGAAGAAUUCAAAAGAGGAAACAGCAACAUCAUCAUGACAAGAGUAGCAACGACACUAACAGUGACAGUACCACUGCUAUUACAGGAAACAUCGAUUCCAACCAGAACAACAAACCAGCUUUUUUGAGAGAGCAUCGGUUGCUACAGUCCCAAGUGCUGGAAGAAGCCGCUCGUCAGAAAAAGAACAAAAUGCUACUCCUACGCAUGGCCAUGGCCAAACCGGCACAAGAAGUGGCUUGGGUUUAUCAACAACAACAACAGCAACAACCAAGCAGUAGUACCUCCGAUGACGAUAACUACCACGAUCAAAUGAUUCUCGUGCAUGAAACCGUCCAAUGCCGCAAUGUAUUGGUGUCGCGCAAUUUGAAAACAUCACGACAAUUGGAUGCCACGCGGGAAGAAUUACGAGUCGCCAUGCACGAAGGAGAACGACUCCAACAACUCGCUCAAGAAACAUGGCAAGCAUUGCAGCCCUACCAGAUGGAGUCAAACUAUGAUCCAUUGUCAUCCAUUUUUGCCAACAAUAAAAAGCAAGACAAAGGGCGUCUAGCUUCCGAAACAGUGCUGCUCAGGGGGGUUGUUCAAGACUUGAUUGUGGGAGGGAACUUGGACUGGUACGGGGAGGAACGGUUGCGAGAAACACUGGUCAAGUUGGAAUGAUUCCAUUCUAUCUAGCAUACACCAGCCAUAAAAAUUGUAAGCUGCUUCAUAUGCCCAA
This is a messenger RNA of Seminavis robusta, 1075 nucleotides long. Lineage: Eukaryota; Bacillariophyta; Bacillariophyceae; Naviculales; Naviculaceae. The record is from the annotation of a GenBank genome assembly.